AUGCCCUUCAAACGCCCAGCCCCCAAUCCGACGCAGUCAGCCUCCGCGUCCGGGUCUUCCUCGUCUUCAGGCUCACCACCUCCCGCGAAACGCUCCAAGGCCUCCAUGACCAAGUCUCUGCCGGAGAUAAAGGUAUAUCUUGUGCAAGCGAAACUCGACGCGACCGCUAUCGCCGAACUGCUCACCCUGGGAGAACGGCAUACGAAGGGCGUUUGUGAGAACGCGGCGGAUGCGGACGUUAUCAUCACGGCUAUAAGCAUGCGGCGGAGAUUUGAGAGGCAUGUUCCUUGGGAUAUUGCGACGUCUAAAGCAGUGGUGACGCCCCAAUGGCUGCGCGACUCCAUCGCGCACGGCUCCGCCCUGCCUUGCGGGGAAUACGUCGCCAUCGAAGACUUGCACGAGACGACCGUGAAGAACUGCCCGGACUGCAACUGCAAGCCCUGCGCGUGCGCGGACUCCUCCGCGAGCGCGUCAUCUCCGUCGUCCUCCCCAAAACGCGCUAGGCAUCUCCCUUCCCCUCCGACAUCUCCUAGCGUGUCGCGGCACGGCACCUCGAAACAAGCCGCACUUAUACCGACGCAUCUACUGCCUCCAGACCCGCCUAACGUGACCGACCUCGCGAAGCUCAACUACAAGUCCCUCUACGCCUGUCAACGGGCGUCCCCACUGGUAAGCCCCAAUCAGGACCUCGCGCGAGAACUCGACAUCAUCCGGCAAAGCCGCGCGCUGGAGGGCGAGGAUCGCAGUGCGUUGAGCUACCAGCGCGCCAUCUCCGUGAUCAAAGCGUACCCGGAGAAAAUACGGUCACUCAAGCAGGUGCAGAAGCUGCCCUACAUCGGUGUGAAGAUCUCCGGUCUCGUCGACGAAUACCUCGACACCGGUCACAUCUCCGAAGCGCAAACAAUAAAAUCCUCCGAGCGCUUCCGCACGCUCUCGCUCUUCACCUCCAUCUACGGCAUCGGCCCGCACGCCGCGCGCCGCCUCUUCGCCCUCGGCCUCCGCUCGCUCGAUGACCUCGAGAUCUAUUAUGGGGUCGAGCCCUCCUCCUCCACCGCCUCCCCUUCAUCCCAGCCAUCGCAAAUCGUCGAGAUAGAGGAGAAGGAGAAAACGCGCCAGGCGGGAUGGAAGAGCCGGGAUAAGGACAGGGGGAAGGGAGAUGAGGAGGGACUGGGAGAUAGCUGGAUCCGCGUCGCGCUCGGGCUGCGGGAGGAUCUGAGUAAGAUGAUCCCGCGGGACGAGGUCGAGGAGAUCGGGCGCGUCGUGAUGCGCGAGCUCGACGCGCUCGAGCCGGGCUGCGUCUCCACGAUCGUCGGCGGGUACAGAAGGGGAAAGCCGGAGAGCAACGACGUCGACAUCGUGUUCACGCACCCCGACGCCGGCAAGGUCAAGGGCCUCUGCAAGCGCUUCGUUAGACACCUGCACGAACGCGGAAUGGUCACCCACGUCAUGCGUACGCCUCCUCCCCCUCCCCUCCUCUAUCCCUCACAAGCGCGCGCUAACACGAAAGCAGACCUGUCGAGCUUCCACGCACACGACCCGCUGCGCACCGCGCACUGGGACACGCUCGAGAAGUCGCUCACCGUGUUCGUCCUCCCGGCUUCCUCCGCGCUGAACUCGAGCGUGCCGGUGCGCCGCCGGCUGGACCUCAUAUUCGCGCCGCCAGAGGUGUAUUGGACGGCUGUCGUUGGAUGGAGUGGGUCGAUCAUGUUCCAGCGGGACUUGAGGCAAUGGGCGAAGGAUCGGUGUGGGAUGAAGUUUGAUAGUUCGGGAAUAACACGCCGGUACGACUCGAAAGAGUUCCACCCGAAGACGGAGAAGGAGGUGUUUGAGCUGCUCGGGCUCGAGUGGGUCGACCCCGUUUGGCGGAACGCGGACUUGUGA
Messenger RNA from Trametes versicolor FP-101664 SS1, 1881 nucleotides. RefSeq names its product Nucleotidyltransferase. The transcript has 10 exons. Gene Ontology annotation, molecular function: DNA-directed DNA polymerase activity; DNA binding. The coding region runs from base 1 to 1881 and encodes 626 amino acids. Gene Ontology annotation, cellular component: nucleus. Lineage: Eukaryota; Fungi; Basidiomycota; Agaricomycetes; Polyporales; Polyporaceae. Gene Ontology annotation, biological process: double-strand break repair via nonhomologous end joining. The record is from RefSeq and is a predicted model, not a curated record.